AUGGCAGCCCCCGGUCGUCGAGCAUGUCUUCAAUAUUUAUUACAUCUUGCUCAAGAUAACUUGGACUUCAGGUUACCGGAAAUCAAGGCUCUACUGGCUCUCAGAGGAAAACCAUUCAAUCCUGGGGAUAAUUUUACAGAAAAGUGUCCUUUCUGGUGCCUGGAUGAUUUGACAGAGGACGACAUCUACUCUGUCAUGGCCCGAUCUGUUUGUGCAAAGUCUGCGUUUGAGUUAUGGGGCCACGGACGAAACCACAAUGACCUCAGGAUAUCCUUACUGAACUACCCAGUAGAGAACAUGUUGCCAUUCUUGCACAAAAACUCAACAUACAGAAUAAAUGUUUACACCUUCAACAAAACCCUGGAAUUCAAAGAAAGAAUUAAUCGAAUUGAUGCAAUGGAUUACCUUCCAUUUAAUGGUGUUGUAAAUCUUAAGAAACCUCAGCACAUCUUCUGCUUGUUGGAAGAUUACGGCACUGACCCAAACAACAUCCCACAGCAUCCAGAUCAUGUAUACUUUGGCCGAUGGAUAGCCGAUGGUCAGCGUGAACUGAUUCGUUCUCACAGUGUUAAGAACAGACAUUUCAUUGGAAACACCAGUAUGGAUGCAGGUCUCUCCUUCAUCAUGGCCAACCAUGCCAAGGUCAAACAGCACGAUCUUGUCUUUGACCCGUUUGUUGGCACUGGAAGCCUGUUGGUUGCUUGCUCUCAUUUUGGAGCCUAUGUGUGUGGAUCGGAUAUUGAUUACAACACUAUCCAUGGCAAAGGUAGGUCAAGCCGCAAAGAUCAGAAAUGGCGUGGACCUGAUGAGAACAUCCGAGCCAAUUUGCGACAGUACGGAACAGAGAAGACGUAUGUAGAUGUGAUGGUGUCUGAUGCAUCCAAGCCUGUGUGGAGGAAGGCCGCUCUCUUUGACGCCAUCAUUACCGAUCCUCCAUAUGGUAUACGUGAGUCCACCAGAAGAACAGGUUCCCAGAAAGAAACUACAAAACCUGUAGAUGGCGUGUACGCUGAAUCACAUGUUCCCGUAUCGCAGUCCUACCAACUGAGUGAAAUAUUUGCUGACAUGCUUAACUUCUCGGCACAUCGCCUAGUCAUGGGAGGGAGGCUGGUGUACUGGCUGCCUGUUUAUAGGCCAGAAUACUGUGAGGAGAUGGUUCCUCACCAUCCAUGUCUGCGGCUCAUUAGCAACUGUGAACAGAUUCUAUCGAGCCAUACAUCUCGUCGCUUGAUCACUAUGGAAAAGGCUAAAGAACCAGAGGGGCUGGACAGUCUGUCUCAUCUCUCAGACCCUCGCUUCAGCGCCUACCAUGGACACAACACCUUCAGAGAAAAGUACUUCAGCGGGCUUAACAAAAGGCUUAGUAGCAAAGAGAACAACUCUUAUGCCAAUGGAGAUUCAAUCACACAACCUGAGCAAGGCUGA
This is a messenger RNA of Nerophis lumbriciformis (worm pipefish), 1425 nucleotides long. The record is from RefSeq and is a predicted model, not a curated record. Lineage: Eukaryota; Metazoa; Chordata; Actinopteri; Syngnathiformes; Syngnathidae.